AUGUCGUAUCCUAGAACGGUUUUGGUGCCCCUUUGUAGAAUUAAAGGUUGUGGGACCCUGUUGACCCAAAUUCGGAAUUCAUGUUUGGAACGCUUGCAGAUUCAUAUGAGCCUAUGCUUAUAUAUUUCCCUUUCUGCUUACAAACUCACCAAAGCAAGGACGCCCAUCAGGUUUGAAAAGAUGGAGAAACAAAUGCGUCUUGCUGUUGGAAUUAUGGGAAACUGUACUUCACUUCUUAUGUAUAUGUCACCAGUGAUUACAUUUGUGAAGGUGAUAAGAGAAAAAUCAGUGGGGCACUACUCUUGCACCCCAUAUGUGAUUGCUCUCUUCAACUGUUUUACUUACACUUGGUAUGGCAUGCCUGUGGUAAGUAAAGGGUGGGAAAACAUUCUGCUCUCUACUGUCAAUGGCGCUGGCAUUAUUCCAGAAUGCUUUUUUAUUUGCACAUACCUACUCCUUGCUCCUCCCAAGGCCAAGCUCGAAGUGGUGAGGAUGGUUGCAACUGUGGUGGUGGUGUUCACAGUAAUGGCAAUGGUCUCUACUUUUGGUCUUCAUGAACAUAAGACUCGCAAGUUCUUUGUCGGCAUUGUGGGAAUCAUAACAUCCAUUGCACUCUAUGCUUCUCCACUUCUCAUUAUGAAGCUGGUGAUUACAACAAAAAGUGUGGAGUUCAUGCCGUUCUACUUGUCAUUCUUUGGCUUUCUUAACAGUACUUUGUGGAUGACCUACGGUGUCUUAAGCAAAGACGUCUUAAUUGCUGCUCCAAAUGUGAUAGGUUGUCUUUUGGGAAUCGCUCAACUUGUAUUGUAUUGCAUUUAUAGAAACAAGGAAAUGAUGCGUAGUUCAGAGAAGGACUUAAUGAAUAUGAAGAAUGCAGAGGCAGGAAUAAAAAAUGGAGAGGACAUGGAGGUGGAUGGAACUACAUUAUCAUAA
Cryptomeria japonica (Japanese cedar) is the source of this 933-nucleotide messenger RNA. Its product is annotated as bidirectional sugar transporter SWEET3b-like. Gene Ontology annotation, cellular component: membrane. The transcript is spliced from 6 exons. The record is from RefSeq and is a predicted model, not a curated record. Gene Ontology annotation, molecular function: sugar transmembrane transporter activity. Gene Ontology annotation, biological process: carbohydrate transport. NCBI's taxonomy places the organism in Eukaryota, Viridiplantae, Streptophyta, Pinopsida, Cupressales, Cupressaceae. Bases 1 to 933 code for a protein of 310 amino acids.